Arabidopsis thaliana (thale cress) is the source of this 7576-nucleotide messenger RNA. RefSeq names its product alpha/beta-Hydrolases superfamily protein. Bases 150 to 5543 code for a protein of 1797 amino acids. Gene Ontology annotation, biological process: CAAX-box protein maturation. The record is from RefSeq and is marked reviewed. The transcript has 12 exons. Lineage: Eukaryota; Viridiplantae; Streptophyta; Magnoliopsida; Brassicales; Brassicaceae. Gene Ontology annotation, molecular function: endopeptidase activity.
CAAAAAUUAAAAAACUCUACAAUGUUGGAAUCGAGUGUAUUCUUCUUCACAAACAAACUUAUUAUCUUCAACAAAUUCGGAAGAUUCACAAUUGCUUGUUCCUCUCUUAUGUCUACUUCCCAGAAAAAUUUCUGCUUUUGAAAUUCAAGAUGUACUCGUCGUCGUCCUCUUCUUCUAUUUUUCUUCAAUUUCCACCGGCGAGAAUAACCACCGCGUCUCCAUUUAUACUCCGCCGUAGCAGGAAGCGAGGAGCUCGUUUUAAACGACAGAGUCGGAAUUUAGUUCUUGUGAAUUCGUCAAUUUUCCCUCCGCCUUUCGAUGGCAGCGUUCCUCUCGAUUCCUCCUUAGCUCCAUCUCUCGCCGGAAUCGCUUCCGGCUUAGCCGUUUAUUUAUCGUCGAGGUUUUUUGGAAAGUCUUUGGAGAAGAUUAGUGAUAAAAUCGUUGAUGAUGUUGUUGUUGGGGAAUGGAUUCUUUUCACCACUCCGACGCCGUUUAACAGAUUUGUUCUUCUUCGUUGUUCUUUGCUCUCCUUUGAUGAUGACUCUGAGAAGAGUUUAAGCGAUAGACUUGUCACAGAGGAGAGGCAUUUCGUUACUUUGGAUAGUGGGAAGAUUGUAAGAGACGGUGCUGUUACGGAUGAGAAGACUCCGUUGGAGUAUCAGAGGGUUUGUAUCACUAUGGAGGAUGGUGGAGUUGUCUCGCUAGAUUGGCCUGCUAAUUUGGACAUUAGGGAGGAGCGUGGAUUGGAUACAACGGUGGUUUUCAUCCCGGGAACGCCGGAAGGCAGUAUGGAAGAAGGCGUUAGAUCGUUUGUAUGCGAAGCUCUGAGGCGAGGCGUGUUUCCUGUGGUUAUGAACCCUAGAGGCUGUGCUGGUUCGCCUCUCACUACACCUCGGUUGUUUACAGCUGGUGAUAGUGAUGAUAUAUCCACUGCUUUGCGAUUCUUAAGCAAGACAAGGCCAUGGACGACACUUACGGCCGUUGGCAGAGGAUAUGGUGCAAAUAUGUUGACGAAAUAUCUUGCGGAAGCAGGGGAAAGAACGCCUCUUACAGCUGCUGUAUGCAUUGAUAAUCCCUUUGACCUUGAGGAGAUCACACGGACAUCUCCGUAUUCUACUAGUUUGGAUCAACAGCUUACAAGGGGAUUAGUUGAGAUACUGCUGGCAAACAAGGAGCUUUUUCAAGGCAGAGCAAAAGCAUUUGAUGUUGGAAAGGCUCUGUGUUCAAAGUCAGUUCGCGAAUUUGAUAAAGCCUUGUCCAUGGUGACAUAUGGUUGCGAGAGUAUAGAAGAUUUCUAUUCCAGUUGUGCCACCAGAGAGGUGAUUGGGGAAGUAAAAGUUCCUCUCCUCUUUAUACAGAAUGACGAUGUAGUACCACCUUAUACAAUACCACGAAGUUCAAUAGCUGAAAACCCAUUUACAAGCCUGCUUCUGUGCUCUUCUUCACCAAAUCUGAUCGAUGGACGUACAGUGGCCGUGUCUUGGUGCCAGGACCUUGCUAGUGAGUGGUUGACUGCUGUAGAACUUGGGCUUCUGAAAGGUCGUCAUCCACUUUUGGAAGACGUGGAUGUUACUGUUAACCCUUCAAAGGGAUUAGUUUUUUCGGAAGCCAGAGCACCUGAAAAAAGUAUCGGUGCCAAGAAGCUGGUACAGGCAGCCCAUGAAAAGACGGUGAAUGGUUACCAUCUAGAUCCUUUCAGGGAAACACUUGAAGACAGUGACAUGACCCCAAACUCGAAUUUGUCGCCUGAAACAGAUUUAGAAAAGAAUGUCAAAAUCGAUUAUGGAUCUGAUGAAACAGAAAAUAAUAUAGUUUCCACAAGAGUUGAAUCAAUCGAAGAUAAUGAGUCCAACGUAGAAGAAAGUGAUAGAGGGCAGGUGUUGCAGACUGCAGAAGUUGUUGUGAGCAUGCUAGAUGUAACCAUGCCUGGGACCCUAAAAGCUGAAGAGAAGAAAAAGGUUAUGGAUGCUGUUGGUCGGGGAGAGACAGUACUAACAGCACUGCAAGAUGCUGUGCCAGAAGACGUUCGUGAGAAGCUUACAACAGCUGUAACUGGGAUCUUGCAGUCAGGUGGCACUAAAUUAAAUCUUGAAAAUCUUAAGCUUCCUAGUAUAGCACCAGGAUUAAAGAAAGCGGAGGAAGAAAAGAAAGAAACAUCAAGUGCCAUAGGUCAAAGUGAUUCUUAUUCUCCUGAUCCGAAAGAUAAGAGCGAUGGUUUGGUGAGUGGCUCAGAUGAAACUAUUAGUGGCUCGGAUAAUUCUCCAGGUGGAGUAGAACUAGAGCAUUCCCCUUCAAAGGUUUCUCAGAGAAACAGUGAUUCUGGAAAGUCCCAACCCGUUGACAAUGAUCAAGAUGAUAGUCCUGGAAAUCACGAGUCACAUACUAAUGAAAAGACCAGUGCAGCUGAUGAUUCUGAGAUGGCUUCCGAAGCAAAAAGUGAUAGUGCUAACCAGGGGCCAAUUGGUGCAGAGGCGGUCACUAAUAAUGAUGACAAAGUGGAGCAAGGUUCUGGAGUAGCUACACAUCAAGGACAGGUAGAAACUAGUAAAAACGAUGAGAAAGGAGCUCCAAUUGCCAAUGAAAAAUCCAGUGUAGCUGAUGGUUUCGAGAAGGCUUCAGAUGCAAAGAAUGAUAGUACCAACCCACAGCCAGUUGGGGCAGACGAUAUAACUAGUGAUGGGGACAAAGUGGACCAAGGUGUUGUACUAGCUCAACAACAAAGAAAGGAUGAAACUAGUAAAAGUGAUGAGAAUGCAAAACAGUCUGCCACAGAUCAAAACAAGGUGACAUCUACCGACAAUGAAGGAGAUGCUGGAAAAUCUUCUGCUUCACAGCCUGUAGAGAAAGAUGAAAGUAAUGAUCAGAGCAAAGAAACCAAAGUUAUGCAGCCUGUAUCAGACCAAACUAAGCCAGCAAUUCAGGAACCAAAUCAGCCCAAUUUUAAUGUGUCCCAAGCAUUUGAGGCAUUGACAGGGAUGGAUGAUUCAACCCAGGUAGCUGUCAAUAGUGUUUUCGGUGUGCUCGAAAACAUGAUUUCUCAGCUGGAUGAAGAAAAAAAAGAAGGAAAUGAGGUAAGUGAUGAGAAGAAUCUCAAGGAUGAGAAGAAUCUCAAGGAUGCGAAGAAUGUCACGAAUGAGGUAGUGUCUCCAUCUGAAGAGGAAAUUCCCUACAAGAGAGAAACCAAAAGCCUUAUGCCCUCUGCAAAAUCACGUGAUCCUGCAUGCAGUGUGAGUGAAACUGAAAAAUGUUCUGACAAUGAUAAGGUAACAGGGGUAGUGAUUGAAAAACAAUUGGGCAGAGAUGAAUUUGUGAUUGGUAAGCAUUCACCGAAGAUUCUGCCAGAAAGAAAAACAGAUUCUAUCGAAAAUUCUUCUCAUGAUGGAUACCUUGGGGAGGAACUUUCAAAGGAAAAGAUUGCAAAACAGUUAGAUUUAGAUACAACCACUGCUCUCAUGCUUGACUAUUAUCCAGAGGAAGGUAAAUGGAAACUCCUUGAUCAGCAACCAAAACGCUUGGAUGAUGACUAUUACCCAGAGGAAGGUAAAUGGAAGCUACUAGAUCAACAACCAGAAUACUUGGGUAACGUUGCUGACAAUGCAGCAGCCAGCAGAAAUACACACGAUAAUGUACAGGUUCAUUCCCUUAGUGUAGAUAAUGAAGAGACCAUUGAGCCUUCAUAUGUGAUAGUGGACCAUGAACAAGAGUUGGAGCUCUCUGGAAUGCAUGAUGCAGCAGACAAUCAAAAUGAUGGUCCUCACAAAUUAGACGAAGGAUGUGAGGAAUUAGAGCACCUCAUUAAUGUUAUUGUAUCAGACUCUUUGAAUGUAGAAAUUCAGCGCAGGAUGGGUUCAGCUGGCAUGAGGCAAAUUGAGUCUCAACUCAGUCGAGAUAUAAAAAAGGUGGCAAAGACAUUUUCUUAUGCUGUUGUAUACUCAGAGCCUACUUGGACUUUCAAAAGGAAUAGCAAAACUUCCAAUGUCCCUGCUGGAAAAGUAGGUAAACUUCGUGGGGACGCUAUCAUUAGGGCAAUUGCAUCUGCUGUCCAGGAGGCGCAUUUUCUCAGACAAGUACUGCCAAUUGGUGUUGUUGUUGGCUCUGUUUUAGCUGCUCUGAGAAAAUAUUUCGAUGUAUCUACAACAACCAACAAUGCUAAGAGAGAUGUUGUCCCGGGUAGAAGACAAAAGUACGAGAACAAUGGUGCAAUGGCGAGUGUUUUGCCAGACAAAGUGAGCAAGGAGACCAAACAAAACAACUCGAGCAUUGGAGAAAUGGUGGAAUCUGGCUUGCAAAGUAUUAACAAUAAAAGUGCUAUGGUUGGUGCUGUAACAGCUGCUUUGGGAGCAUCUGCUAUGCUGGUUCAACACGAGGAUCCACAAAGAGGUGGCAUCAUGUCAAAAUCAUCGGAUAAAGAUAGUCAACAGAAAGAAUCUGGACAACUUGAUCAGAGUAGUAUGGUGGGAAGUUUUGCUGAGAAAGCUAUGUCCAUAGCUGGUCCUGCUGUUCCGACAAAGGAAACUGGUGAAGUGGAUCAGGAUAGGAUUGUGGCAAUGUUGGCAGACUUGGGUCAGAGGGGUGGCAUAUUGAGUUUAGUUGGAAAACUUGCUCUGCUUUGGGGUGGCCUUCGGGGUGCUAUGAGUUUAACUGAUAGGCUAAUCCAGUUUUUGCACAUGGAUGAGUGGCCCUUGCUCAAGAGGGCUGUGGGCUUUAUUGGCAUGGUGCUCGUUUUAUGGUCACCGGUUGUGAUUCCAUUGCUUCCAACACUUCUCCAGAACUGGUCUACAAGUAAUCCUUCUAGAGUGGCAGAACUAGCUAGUGUAGUCGGUCUCUAUGUUGCUGUAUUCAUUCUUGUUAUGCUGUGGGGAAAGAGAGUACGGAAGUACGAAAACCCAUUCAAGCAAUAUGGGCUUGAUUUAAAGGCAUCAAACAAAGAAAAGAUUCAAGAGUUUUUAAAGGCCUUUGCAGGGGGCAUCACGGUCGUUCUACUAAUUCAGUUCAUAAAUGCAAUAUCAGGAGCUGCGUUUCUUUCUCGGCCACCAUAUUUUCCACAUUCUUUUGAUGCCAUGAAGUGGCUUAAGGGAUGUGGGCAAUUUCUUCUGCUGAUAAUUAGAGGAUUUACAGCUGCGACAUUUGUAGUGCUUGUGGAAGAGUUGCUCUUCAGAUCUUGGAUGCCUGCCGAGAUUGCUAUAGAUCUGGGCUACCAUCAAAGCAUUAUCAUUACAGGACUCAUAUUUGCCUUGUUCCAGAGAUCCCUGAGAUCAAUUCCAGGGUUUUGGCUUCUGUCGUUGGCGCUUACUUGGGCUCGUGAAAGAAGCCAAGGAAAUCUAAUUGUUCCAAUUGGGUUGCGGGCAGGAAUCAUAGCAUCAAGCUUUAUACUACAGUCAGGUGGAUUCCUCACUUACAACCCAAGUUCCCCGGUUUGGAUUGCAGGGAGCCGCCCAUCACAGCCUUUUAGUGGAGUUGUUGGUCUUAUGGUCUCUUUGGCGUUGGCACUUAUUCUUUAUCCGAAACGUUCUCCAGAAACCAAGAUGCAGAAAUAUAAUUAAGAAGAAGAAGGCAAACAGUAAGAAAUGACAUGUUGUGCUCAUGCCCUUUCUAUGAUUUGCAGAGGGAAAACUGAUUUACUAUGCACAGAAGAAUAAAAAAAGAAUAGGUGAAAGUAUAGAAAAUGAGGACAGAAGAAGAGCUUCGGAUCUGCAUGCUUGUAAGUAGGACGCAUAAGACCCCUUGUGUACAUCUUCUGUACCUAGUAGAAUAUAUGCUUUUGUUCAAUUACAAGUAUCAUAAUAGUGUAUACAUGAUAUAUGGAAGUUGUAUGUGAUCUUUUGGGUAUCUCAAAGCUGUUGUGUCGGUCUUGUUAUUGAGGCAGAGAUGAAAACUAAAGUUAUUUCAGAUCAUACAAAAAGAAGUUUAGUAUUCAUUUCAGAAUCAUGUUGACUAUGCGUCUAUAGUCUAUACGAUUCAGUGGGUAGGGAAAAAGAGUUGGUAACAACGCUAUAACACGACCUGAAGCUGCAUAAUGAGAUGGGGUCUAGUUUUCUACAGUCAGAGUCAGGAAGUUGGAAGUGCACGCAGGGUGCACAUCUGCUGCGGCUACCUGUAAACGGUAUGAACUAAAGCACAAUAAGAUGUUGGAGUUUUCUCGCAAGGCCGGAAUGAGGAGGAGACUGAUCUUUAGUUGCAGGAUUAUGCAGUUGAGAAAAAAUGUAAAUAAGUUGAAUACAGAAAUCACAAGACUUGCACAUGGGGGUUACUGAAAGUGUUGUUAGAGAUAUAUACGAGCAUAUAAGAAAAGUGAGCUACCGAUGAAAUUGAAGGUCCCUAUUUCUGUAUUUUUGUUAAGAUAUGAUAUGUUUUUCCUUCUUUACCCAUGAAUCUUGUAAAAUCUAUGCAGACUCAAGAAAGGAGCUUAGUGUAUAACGAGACUGUGGUUGACCUUUUAAAUCGUGAUACUGAGCCCGUUGGACUAUUAAAUGAUCUAGAGGUAUUUAAAGGGUUGGAAGCUUUAAGCCAAUUGCUGAAAUAGACAUACACUAUCUCGGCUACUUGGAGAAUGUUGUCUAUUUUGCAGAAAGGAACCAUUUUGCCAUUGAGGAGAAUCUGAUGGAGGAAGUGGUUGAAAGCAGACAGCAUUUACAUCAUUUAAUUGGCAUUUGUGAAGGUUAUACUUCCUAUCGCUUGUUAAUAUACUUUUUAUGCAUUUGAUGGUGAUGGUAUUCUAGGUGCAUACGUUUGGCAAAGCCUCAAAGUGUGUUGAUGACAUUUUGAAGAUAUGACUCAUUGUCUCUUUAAUGAGACACAUGGUAAUCAUCUUUUCCAUCCAUGUAUGUGAUUUUCCAUUUGCUUUUAUAGCUCAAAGGCAACUAGAAAACUGCUUUGAACGACAAAAGUUCAAGAUCACAUACAGGAUCUAGAAUGAAGGAAUUCUAGAAACUAAGCAUUCUACGAAAGUUUUACCUGUAAAGAUGUAGUGAUAUCAAAUUCGCUCUCCUAUUAACAUUACUCCUAUUGCUUCAAACUUGUCUGUGUUUGAUGAUGUGCUUAUUAGAAAAACAAAAAUGGUUUUGGUUGUUCUUGGUAAAAAAAGACACUCUUCUGAUGGUCUUCAUUUUAGGGGUUUGAUUUUAGCUGAUUUUUUGUUUUAGGUUGUCUCAGACAAAAAACAUCUGCAGCAAAAGUAGCGAAACUCGAGUCAGAGUAAAGGAGCCUGGAGUCCAGUUCAUCUACCUCCUUGAAGUCGCUUUUAACUGAGAAUGAGAUGAAAAUCCAACAGCUAUGACUUCAAGCAGGUUGACGAACUGGACUCUUAACUCUGACUACAAGCAGGAUUCACAUCUUGAGUGAUCUCUUCUGAAAAUAUUUAAAAUGUGGACCUCACUUGACAGACUACAAGCACUGUUGAAUUCAGUUUUAUUAACAAAAACAACAUGGAGAUUGAUUUAUCACUUGCAAUUAUUCAUUCAUGUUAAACUAAUGGCAGAACAGCUUAGGAGAAAUGAUAAUGUGAUGUGAGGCAGUUAGUCUUUAACUUAGCUGGUGCCUAUUGUGCUACUCCACUGAUGCUAUACCUCUGUUGAUA